Symphalangus syndactylus (siamang) is the source of this 1759-nucleotide messenger RNA. RefSeq names its product putative POM121-like protein 1. NCBI's taxonomy places the organism in Eukaryota, Metazoa, Chordata, Mammalia, Primates, Hylobatidae. The record is from RefSeq and is a predicted model, not a curated record.
AUGCACUCAUUACCCAACCAGCGUACAGUGUAUCCAUACCUUUUGCAUGCCCCCCGCCCACAUCCGCCUCCCGCCAUUGCCAGCAAGUGCCUGGCGCGAGCCGAGGACCUGCCAUGGUGUCAAGACAACUGUAAGAAGGUUUUCCGUGAUCCUGCAAGCCCUGUGUUCCUUCCUGGUGAUCCUGCCUUCAGUUUGAUUGCACAGGUACCACAGCAAGCCAGUGCUGUGUGCUCCGAGUUCCAGGGCAUCCUCCAGCUCAGCCACUGCACUGAGCACAAGGACUCUCUGUGGGGCCCAGGAGCAGGAAGUCACCCCUUUGGGGCCCAUAACACCCAGCUGUCCCCGGACUCGUGACCAGGGAAGAUCAUGUCGAGGGCCCUGAAGGAGAGUGGGGCAGGGAUGCCUGAGCAGGACAAGGACCCCAGAGUCCAAGAGAAUCCUGAUGAUCAGAGAAGGGUCCCCGAGGUCACCGGGGAUGCACGGUCUGCAUUUAGGCCCCUGCGGGAUAAUGAAGGCCACUCUCCCUUUGUGCCCAGGCCCGGGCCUCUGCAGAGAGACCUCCAUGCCCAGAGGUCAGAAGUCAGAUCCAACCAGACAUCCCAGCCCUCCUGCACCAGCUCAUGCACCAAACGCAAUGCCAUCUCGAGCUCCUACAGCUCCACGGGAGGUUUCCCGUGGCUAAAGCAGAGGAUGGGGUCAGCCUCAUCCCACUGCCAGCUGACCGUCAGGUCCUCAAAGACAGCGAGUGAGGACAGGCCUCAGGCUGUCUCCUCGGGUCCUACCCAGUGUGAAAAGACGGCGGAUAUUGCACCAGGGCAGACACUCGCCCUCAGGAAUGACUCCUCCAGAUCCGAGACCUCUAGACCCCGUAGACGCAAGUUCACCCUACUGCCACGGAGGCGAGGGGAGCCCCUGAUGCUGCCGCCUCCCUUAGAGCUGGGGUUCCGGGUCACUGCUGAAGACCUGGCCCGGGAGAAGGAGGCGGUGUUCGAGUGCAUCAACAGUGUACUGCGGGGCGAGCCCAAGGCCAUCUGGGACUGCAGAGCCUCACGGCCUUCCCACGCUUCGUCCUCACUUGCAACAGGGGCUUCUGGUCUGCCUGCUGUCUCUGAAGCACCCAGUACGGAUGCACAGCAGGAGAGACAGAAGUCCCAAGACUGCCUGGCCAGUGGCCCCCUAGCUUCUGCUGCAGAGGUCCCCUCUACAGCUCCUGUAUCUGGGAAGAAUCGCAGACCACCAGGCUCCCUGUUCUCCUCCUCAGAUCCCCUUCCUGCCACCUCUUCCCACUCCCGGGACUCAGCCCAGGUCACCUCGCUGAUUCCUGCCCCCUUCCCAGCUGCAAGCAUGGAUGCGGGCAUGAGAAGAACAAGGCCUGGCACUUCUGCUCCUGCAGCUGAUGCAGCGGCCCCUCCCGCCUCCACAUUGAAGCCCACGUCGGGGUCACUACUGAUGGAGUGGAUGGAGGCCCUUCACAUUUCUGGGCCUCAGCCACAGCUGCAGCAGGUGCGCAGAGGUCAGGGCAGAUCUAACCAGAGAUCCCCGACCUCCUGGACGAGCUCGUGCCCCAAACGAAACGCCAUCUCGAGCUCCUACAGCUCCACGGGAGGCCAACCCGACGCUCGGCCUGCCCUGCUGGAGUCUGGACAUGAGUGGCGAUCUCUGUGAUCCCUGCACCCCUCGCCUCUCCCCCUGCCCUCUCUGCUAUAACUUUGAGCCUUUUGCUUUUUUGAAAAAAUAUAACAGCUUUAUUGAGAUAUAA